AUGUCCAAUCACAUAACAACCGGCAUCACAAAGUCAUGGUAUAGCCAGGUCAACAUCGACCUACUCGCCCACAUCCUCCACCGCAGCAUCUUCCACCCCUUCAUCGCGUGGUUGAUACCCUUAUGCCAGCGCGCUGUAGGCGCACCAGCGCACAGCUUCAAUGUCUACGCCACCUGCAUCUAUGCCUCGAUAAUCACUCUGCUAUGGGUGUUAAGCUACUUGGAUAAGCGGUUAGCGAACGGCCCGCCGCGAGAGCUGGACUGGAACGAAGAAGUCGUAGUGAUUACGGGUGGAGCCGGCGGGUUGGGCAAGAUCCUGGCCGAGAUCUAUGGCAUGAGGGGCGCCAGCGUCGCCAUCCUCGAUAUCCAGCAACUCGAGAAGGAGAGUGAAGGUCUCGCGGGUGUGGAGUUCUACCACUGCGACGUCGGCAACUCUGACGCCGUGGAAAGAGCGAGAGGACAGAUAGAGAAGGAUGUAGUCUCUUUCUUCCUCCCACAGCUCGGCGUCCCAACCAUCCUCAUCAACAACGCCGGCAUCGUCCACGGCAAACCCCUCCUCUCCCUCUCCCCAACCGAAGUCCAGAAGACAUUCAGCGUAAACACCCUUUCCCACUUCCACGCCCUCCGCACUUUCCUCCCAGGCAUGUUAGCCUCAGCGCACGGCGGCACGAUCGUAACCAUCUCCUCCGUCCUCGGCAAACUGGGGGCGAGCCAUCUGAGCGAUUAUACUGCGUCGAAAGCCGCGCUGAUCGCUAUGCACACCUCGUUGCGGGCCGAACUAACCUCAUCGGCUGCGCCAAAGGGCGCGGAGAACGUACGCACGAUUCUCGUCACGCCGGGACAGCUGUCAACAAGUUUGUUUGAGGGCUUGGAGACGCCUAACUCAUUCCUUGGACCUGUUGUUGAGCCUGUUGAGCUGGCGAGGGAGAUUGUGAGGAUGGUCGACAGUGGGCAGAGUGGUGAGAUUAGUCUGCCGCUUUAUGCGCGGUAUAUUGACCUCUUGCAUGUUCUGCCGCCGGGAGUACAGACGCUUGUACGACGGCUGAGCGGUGUUGAUUCGGCGAUGGAGAGCUUGAAAUCCAAGAAAGGCGAACCUCCGGCGCAGAAAGCGAAUGGUAACAGCGCAGACGGGAAGGCCUCGUAGUCUUUUGGUACCGUGACCUGAAACGUACUACUGAUCAUAUACGAUCUUGGCGAAGAGCGGCGUGGCAGAGGAGAGUCAUAUUGGUACACUGUCUAUACAGAUCUAGUCAUACCCACCGCUUCGCAUGCACCAAUGCCAUGCUUUGUUCCAUGUAGAGCGCCAU
Messenger RNA from Baudoinia panamericana UAMH 10762, 1306 nucleotides. RefSeq lists its product as uncharacterized. NCBI's taxonomy places the organism in Eukaryota, Fungi, Ascomycota, Dothideomycetes, Mycosphaerellales, Teratosphaeriaceae. Gene Ontology annotation, molecular function: oxidoreductase activity, acting on the CH-OH group of donors, NAD or NADP as acceptor. The coding region runs from base 1 to 1143 and encodes 380 amino acids. The record is from RefSeq and is a predicted model, not a curated record. The transcript has 2 exons.